Diachasma alloeum is the source of this 3668-nucleotide messenger RNA. RefSeq names its product protein lethal(2)denticleless (gene l(2)dtl). NCBI's taxonomy places the organism in Eukaryota, Metazoa, Arthropoda, Insecta, Hymenoptera, Braconidae. Gene Ontology annotation, cellular component: nucleus. The record is from RefSeq and is a predicted model, not a curated record. Gene Ontology annotation, molecular function: protein-macromolecule adaptor activity; protein binding. The coding region runs from base 80 to 1957 and encodes 625 amino acids. The transcript has 3 exons. Gene Ontology annotation, biological process: mitotic G2 DNA damage checkpoint signaling; proteasome-mediated ubiquitin-dependent protein catabolic process.
ACUGUGUAGUAGAUGUAAACAGCUACAUCAAACGAGAAAAUUGAUUAUUUUCCAAGUGAAAAAUUCAUGUUUAUGAAUAAUGAACAUUGUUGAUUCCCUGGUACGACGCAACGCUGGAUUCGAAUCGAUACGAGACUAUGACCUCGCAUUAUACCGACUAAAGUGCUACCAGGACGAUAUUUACCGAGGAAUAACUCCAAACACAGACGCCCCAGACUUCAAUCCAGAACCGCCAGUUUUCGCCUGUCGCUUUUGUCCGAAUCCAGGAUAUGAACAAAUUCUUGCUCUUGCUAAUGAGGAUGGGAAAAUUGCACUGCAGGAUAUAUUGGUCAAGGGAGAGGCCAAUCAAGCUCUUGAUGGUACACAAGCCCACUGCAACGCGAUCUUCGACAUAGCCUGGAUGCCGAACGAGCUGAAGCUCGUAACAGCCUCAGGAGACCAAACAGCGCGCCUCUGGGACGUCUCCACCCAGCAAAUAACCCAAGUAGACUGCUUCAGCGCUCACAGCCGCAGCGUGAAAACCGUAGUAUUCCGCCCCCAGGACAAAGCAGUGUUCGCGACAGGAGCCCGUGACGGAGCGAUAAUGCUCUGGGACAUCCGAGCCUCCCACAACGGCCAGCGUCGUCCCGACAACUGCAUCAUGAACGGUCACGUCAGUGGCACCAAGUCCCGACACCGAGGAACCGAGGAAUCCUCACGAACCCAGAGCAUAACAGGUCUCACCUUCCAGGACGACAUGACACUGAUCUCAGGUGCAGCUGGCGAUGGCUUGAUCAAAGUCUGGGAUCUACGAAAAAACUACUCAGUCCACAAGAAGGAGCCUCAGCCCAAGCACGUGAUGCAGUACACUGGAGGCAGUACAAGGAAUGGCUUCACCUCCCUCCUGGUUGAUCCAGCAGGAAUAACACUUUAUGCUUCCUGUAUGGACAACAACAUUUACGCCUACAACAUAUCCUCGUACAAUCCGAAACCCAUUGGGGAGUUCUAUGGCCACGAGAACUCGACAUUCUACGUGAAAACCUGCCUGAGUCCAGAUGGAAAAUACUUGGCUAGUGGAUCCAGUGACGAGCAGGCCUACAUCUGGAAGACGAGCAGGCCUGGUGGUCCCCUGGUGAAGCUCUCUGGACACACUAAGGAAGUGACGUGUGUUGCUUGGUGCAACAUGGGGGAAUUGAAGAUUGUCACGUGCUCUGACGACAGUUGCCACAGGAUCUGGAGGGUUGGGCUGGAGCACAAGAGUGAUAAUGAUGACAUUGAGAUUAUUGGGAGGGCAGAGAAGGUGGAUGUUAACUCCACGAGGCAGUCUGUCCUGGAGACGACACCGACGGUGUCCAAGAGGUGGAUAAGGCAGGCGCACACACCCACUGAUGGAACCCCAGGCUCUGACACUGGUCAGAGGAUUCAAAAUCUGAGUUCUGGGAAGAGAUCGAGGGCUCAGAUGCUGGCUGGGGGCUCCUGGACGGAUGGAAAGUUCAAGACUAUUCUUUCGCCCAUUGAGGAGAACCUGGAGCCACUUGCCAAGAGGGCUAAUGUUGAGAAUAGGAGUGCCAGGAGGCUUUUUAGUCCCUCGAGUUCGAAGGAUGCUGAGGCUGGACCUUCCUCUGAUAAAACUCCUUUCUCUCCUACUUUGAAUCUUCCUAAUUUUGUUAUUGAUGGAACUGCACCUCAUCUCGUUCAGAUGUCUCCGCAGAAGUGCAAGGAGAAUGUGGAUUGGCUGACGAAGAUCAGGAAGGAGCGGUUCGAGCAGAGGAGCAAGCCGGAGGAGAGGGUUCAGAGCCCAGGGGCACAGGUGACACCAGCCAGGAGGGGAACGAGGUCCAAGUCUGCUGAGCCCAGGAGGGUCAAGGGCCCCUCGGUUUCGUUGUUGAAUUUCUUCAGGGUGGGGAGGGAGUGCGAGAAGGACCUCUGUGGGGAGGGGAAUAAUGUUCGGUCGCAAAGACGAGAUUCUGUAGAUUAGGGGAGGGGAGUUCGGUGUGUUGAAUGGGUGUCAUACUUUUAAUUAGUUUAGGGUGAGAUUCAGGGAGAAUGAGACACUAGCUGAAUUCUCGUCGAGAGGGUAUUUUGGCAGGGAAUAAGAGAAACUGGACGAGUCAUUAAGGAAGUGGGGAAAGCAGAUAAGAUAAUUCCAAUUAGACUUUAAUGUUUACACUAGAGAUUGAAGGAAGAUGGCAAAAUUUCUAUGAUCAACUCCCUUUCCUUACGAAAUUCUGUAGAUUAGGAGAGGGAAGUUUGAUGUGUGGAAUGGGUGUCAUACUUUUAAUUAGUUUAGGGUGAGAUUCAGGGAGAAUGAAACACUAGCUGAAUACUCGUCGAGAGGGUAUUUUGGCAGGGAAUAAGAGAAAUGAAUACUCUUGAUGACAUCAUAGAAACUUGACGAGUCAUUAAGGAAGUGGGGAAAGUAGAUUAGAUAAUUCCAAUUAGACUUUAGUUUUCAUUCUAAAAGAUGAUGGGGGAUGGCAACAUUUGUAUGAUCGACUUUUCCGUGGCUUUGGUCCAACUGAAAUGAAAGUACUUAGGAUUUUUUCCCGAUUUGUGAAAAAAUCUGAUAUAUUCUGGUGAAUGUGAAAUUAUUGUGGUAAUGAUUGGUUUUAGGAGAACAUGUCAAAGGACCCUUUUUUAAAAUGUUGUCAACUUCAGAAUAGGUCUUUUGAAAUUUUCCCAUUAAACGACUCCUUCCCAAGAUAAUCACAUAAUUGUGGACCAGUUUUAAAAAAAUAGACGUUCAAAUAGUGGAAUUCUCUGAUCAUCGUUUCUGUAUGAGAGACUAAGAAAUGUGCAAAUGUUUUCUUGGGAUUUUUUUUAUACUCUAGUGCCACUGCCUUUUGGGUAGCCUCCAGUACAAUUUAUCGUGAAUGUGAAACGAGUGGAAUAUUAGUCGAGAGAAUUAUGGAGUAAAACUUUACGAAUGAAUUGAAAGUAGUUCGACAAAUAUUGAAAUGUCACGAAAGUUAACGAAAGUUAAUUUAUGAGAAAAUGUCAAGAGACUUUUUUGUCGGAAAGUCCCAUGUGAGAAAGAGAUAAUAUAAAGUAUAAUAAAAAUUCGGUUCAUUUCUGUACAAUUUUAUUGAAUAAUGUUGUUCGAAUUGAAAUGUUCAAUAGAAUAUCAAUCGAUCCUGAUUUUUUCAUACAACUUAUUCUAUUGGGACAGUUUCUAUAAGAAAUCGUCGAGGCAAACUUUCUUUAUUUUUUUACUUUUCUUUGAAAAACAGAAAGUAUCAUGAAAGAAUUGAAAAAAACAAUAUUAAUUUGAAAUAGAAAUCCAAUAAGAUUUGUUACCCGAAAAAAGUCUGAUGGAAUUUUCUCCUAAAAUAAUGAAAUGAAUACUCUUGAUGACAUCACAGAUUCGUUCAUCACUUCGAGGGCGUUUGUACAGGUCUCAGAAAUAUUUGCUUGCAGUUGCAAAUGACAAAAUUGAGGAUAUAGUGAGGCAAUACUCCACGACAUCAUUGAUAUCAAUUUAUCGUAUGUUAGAAGUGAGCGUUUAUAAUUGUUAUUCGGGUAUUGUUAGUAACCAUCCAGUGUCUUAGUGUUAGCAUUACGUAUUCUUUGUGAGUCUCCAUGGAAUCGGCCUUUUUACGAAAACGCUUUCAAUGCCUGUUAUCUAAGCAAAGUAUUUUUUACUCAGAUGUAAAUUAUUUUUUGUAAUUAAAUUUUUAUAUCCUUUGAAA